UUUUUGGGAUGGGUAAUGCCUUGCUUUAAACACAAGCUGGAUGACUACUUGGUUUAUGGAUUAGACUCGUAUUUUUUUCUUAGGUUUUUGAAAUUUUUAGUUCUUUUGUUUCUUGGAUUAUCUAUACUAAAUGUCUCCAUACUCGUUCCCAUCAAUUAUUACUCACAUCACGAUAAUGCUUAUGAUAACUAUGAUAAAAAUCGUCUUGAUAAUUUCAAUGGUACCAGCACAAAUUUUUUGAAUCAGUUGACUCUUUUGAAUAUUUCUCCUGUUUACUACAAUCGACUUACAGCUCAUUUAGUUAUGGCCAUAAUCUCAAUCUGUUAUUACUAUUAUCUAUUAUUUGGCGAAUUAAAUCAUUAUUUUAGAAUAAGAACAAACUAUUUACUUCAAAAAAACACCAAAUAUAAACCAAAAUUCAAGUCAGUUAAUGUAAUAAUGAUUGACAAUUUCCCUAAAGAAUAUUUGAAUCUUGACGUCUUCAAUAAUCAGUUGUUUAAAUCAAUAAAUUUAUUGCCUGGUGGAAUUAAAAAUGUUUGGUUUAUUUAUGAUUUUGAAAAAGUAAAUGCUUUUUACCAAGAAUCUAAAAAAAUAUUGAACCAAAUAGAACAACAAAAUACUAAACUAAUUCGUGAUUUUAUUAGAUUAAAUAAAAACAAUAGCACAAAUAAUAUCAAAAAUACCCAACAUAAUACUCAAAUAAUCAAUAUUCAACCUAAUCAUGAUACAUCAGCAAAUUCUUUUAUUAACCAUGAAUUUAAUAAAAUUGAUAAAUUAAUUCAAAAAUAUCACAAAGUAAAUAAAAUCUUAAUAAACGAAAGACUAAAAUUUAUCAACUUGUUUCAAAAUGGCAAAUCAAAUGAUCAAAAAAUAAUAAAAACUAAUAAAGUACUUGUCGAAUUUUAUAAUCCAAUUUCUCCUUAUCUCCUAAAUCAGCUAUUAAUUAGCAACAAUUGGAAUGCUUGCAAUUCAAAGGUGAUUGAAAUUGAUCCUCAUGAUAUUAUUUGGGAAAAUAUUUCUAUUGAUAAUGGUUGGAUCAAACUUGCAAGAUAUUUUGUAUUUAAUGCUUUAACUAUCUGUUUAAUUAUAUUUUGGAUCAUACCCAUUAUCUUUAUUAGUUUUUUGAGCCAAUUGCCAUAUCUCACGACAUUAUUACCGUUUUUAGAGUUUUUAAAUAGUUUUCCUUUAUUUUUCAAGCAGUUAGUUUCAAAUUUUUUGCCAGCAUUAUUCUUAAGCUUUCUAUCGGAAUUAAUUCCAAGUAUUUUCUACUCGUUAAGCUUUGCAAAGGGAAUUCCAACUGGUUCAGAAAUUCAGAUUGACAUACAAUAUUGGUUAUUUUUGUUUUUUUUCAUCAAUAUAUUUUUAAUUGUUGCUUUAUCAAUUGGUUUAUUUAAUUUGGUAAUCAGUUUAAUUAACAAUCCAAUAUCGUUGUUAAUGAUCGUCUCUAGUGAUUUAUCUAAAGCUUCCAAUUUUUUUUUAAAUUUUUUGAUUUUAAAAGGAUUGUCGUUUUUUAGUGGCUCAUUAUUACAGCCUUAUAUGAUAAUUCAAAAAUUAUUUUUAUUUUGCAACUUUCAAUUGAAAUGCACUUUAACACCUAGAGCAAUGCUUGAAAAACAGUUGAUUUUAGGCUGUGAUUAUGAUUGGGGAUCUAUAUAUCCUAUUUUUUCAUUGUUUGGUGUAAUUGGUAUUACAUUUUCGGUCAUCAAUCCCAUUAUAUCAAUAUUCUGUGCAAUUAUAUUUGGUGUCAUAAUUGUAUCAGUUAAAUACAAUUUAAAAUAUAAAUAUAGUGGCCACCAGCUGGGCAAAAAAAGAAGUGAGACAAAUGGCAAGUUGUAUCCAAAUGGAUUAUUGCAGUUAAAUUCUGGUAUCUUUUUUCUAGAAAUAACGCUAAGCGGAUUAUUUUUUGUAAUAAAAAAUACUAGUGGUAAAAAUGUCUGUCUUAAACAGGGCAUUGUGAUGAUAUGCGUUUUGGGAAUAAGCAUAUAUAUUGAAUGUUAUAUUAAUGAUUAUUACAGAAAAAAUAUUUAUUCAAUUGGUUUAGAAGAAGUAGAAAGUUAUGAAACAGUGAGCAGAAAUACAAAUCCAGCUAUCAAUGAAAUGGGGUGUUUUGGAAUUAACAACUUCGAUUAUACGUUUUUACAUCCAUCAUUUUGGAGAAAAACUGAGGACACAUUAUGGCUUCCAAAGGAUAUGUUGGAUUUGUUUGUGGAGGAAAUAGAAUUUUAUGAAAAAAGAGAUUUGAAAACUUCUUUUGAAGGAUAUACCAAGGGAUCGAAUGUAGACAUCCGGGAGGCUCACAACAAAUUGAAGUUAGUUUUA
Messenger RNA from Ascoidea rubescens DSM 1968, 2319 nucleotides. It is a transcript of the gene SPO75, whose product is annotated as Spo75p. Gene Ontology annotation, molecular function: calcium-activated cation channel activity. NCBI's taxonomy places the organism in Eukaryota, Fungi, Ascomycota, Saccharomycetes, Ascoideales, Ascoideaceae. Gene Ontology annotation, cellular component: plasma membrane. The record is from RefSeq and is a predicted model, not a curated record. The annotation marks the transcript as partial. The transcript has 3 exons.